GCGCCGGCUGCCAGUUUCGGUUAUCCGGCAGCCAAGCAACGGGCCAGCGUUAGCUCCAAUUGCUCAGCGGCCGCUGUUGUUGGUGGCAGAAACUGUCCGGAAGAUCCGUGGAUUUGACAAUUACUGAAACAUGGCGUUUGGCACAAUGACGUCUUUGCUUGGCAUGAUCCCGCUACUGGCGAUCGGCAUGAACUACUAUCGCUAUCAAAGCAUCGAUCCCGAGAACAAGGUCCAGGAGCCAUCAAUCAUCCGUCGCCAGUAUGACUUUGUGGUGAUUGGCGGCGGCUCAGCCGGCGCCGUGGUGGCCAAUCGCCUGAGCGAGGUGCGCAACUGGACGGUGCUGUUGCUGGAGGCGGGCGGCGAUGAGACGGAGAUAUCGGACGUGCCCGCGCUGGCGGGCUAUCUGCAGCUGACCGAGCUGGACUGGAAGUACCAGACGGCGCCUUCAUCGACGCGCCAGUAUUGCCAGGCGAUGAAGGGCGAUCGCUGUUUCUGGCCGCGCGGCAAGGUCCUGGGCGGCAGCUCCGUCCUGAACGCCAUGGUCUAUGUGCGUGGCUCGAAGAACGACUACGAUCACUGGGCCUCGCUGGGCAAUCCGGGCUGGGACUACAACCAGAUGCUCAAGUACUUUCUAAAGUCGGAGGAUGUGCGUAAUCCGUAUCUGGCGGCCACGCCCUAUCACGAAACGGGCGGCUAUUUGACCGUGCAGGAAGCGCCCUGGCGCACACCGCUCUCCAUUGCCUUCCUGCAGGCGGGCAUGGAGAUGGGCUACGAGAAUCGGGACAUCAAUGGAGCCAAGCAGACGGGCUUCAUGCUCACCCAGAGCACCAUUCGACGUGGCGCUCGCUGUAGCACCGGCAAGGCCUUCAUACGACCAGUGCGCCUGCGCAAAAACCUGGACGUGCUGCUCCAUGCGGAGGCCACACGGCUGCUGCUCGACAAAGAGAAACGCACCAUUGGCGUCGAGUACAUGAAGGCGGGCCGCAAGCAAUUGGUGUUUGUGCGACGCGAGGUGAUACUCAGCGCCGGAGCGCUCAACUCCCCAAAGCUGCUGAUGCUGAGCGGUAUUGGUCCCGCCGAGCAUCUGCAGGAGCAUAAUAUACCCGUUGUAUCGGAUUUGCCGGUGGGCAACAAUAUGCAGGAUCACGUGGGCCUGGGCGGCCUCACAUUUGUGGUGGAUGCCCCGUUGACGGUGACACGGAGUCGCUUCCAGACCAUACCCGUCUCCAUGGAGUACAUACUGAGAGAGCGCGGCCCGAUGACAUUUUCGGGCGUUGAGGGCGUUGCUUUUUUGAAUACCAAAUACCAGAACCCCGCCGUCGACUGGCCGGAUGUACAGUUUCACUUUCUGCCCAGCUCCAUAAACUCGGAUGGCGGUGAGCAGAUACGAAAAAUAUUAAAUUUACGCGAUGGCUUCUACAAUACGGUAUAUAAGCCGCUGCAGCACAGCGAGACCUGGUCCAUAUUGCCGCUGCUGUUGCGGCCCAAGAGCACCGGCUGGGUGCGUUUGAAUUCGCGUAAUCCGCUGCAGCCGCCGAAGCUGAUACCCAACUAUUUUGCCCAUCAGCAGGACAUCGAUGUGCUCGUCGAGGGCAUUAAGCUGGCCAUCAAUGUGUCCAAUACGCAGGCCUUUCAGCGGUUCGGUUCGCGUCUCCACAACAUACCGCUGCCUGGCUGCCGGCAUCUGGCAUUCCAAUCGGACGCGUAUUGGGCGUGCUGCAUCAAGCAGUUCACCUUCACCAUAUACCAUCCGGCGGGCACCUGCCGCAUGGGUCCCAGCUGGGAUGUUACGGCCGUUGUCGAUCCCCGUCUGCGCGUCUAUGGCGUCUCUGGGCUGCGUGUCGUGGAUGCCAGCAUAAUGCCAACCAUUGUCAACGGCAAUCCGAAUGCGCCAGUUAUAGCUAUUGGCGAGAAGGCGGCGGAUAUGAUUAAGGAGGAUUGGGGCGCACGUCGAGCAGCCGCUGGCUAGCUGCAUUCAAUGUUGCUGUUGUACGUUUCCAUCAACUAGUCAAAUGUGUUAUAAAAAACGUAUUUUUUUUUUUUUU
Messenger RNA from Drosophila montana, 2045 nucleotides. Its product is annotated as glucose dehydrogenase [FAD, quinone]. The record is from RefSeq and is a predicted model, not a curated record. NCBI's taxonomy places the organism in Eukaryota, Metazoa, Arthropoda, Insecta, Diptera, Drosophilidae. Gene Ontology annotation, molecular function: oxidoreductase activity, acting on CH-OH group of donors; flavin adenine dinucleotide binding. Bases 131 to 1969 code for a protein of 612 amino acids. The transcript has 2 exons.